This is a messenger RNA of Durio zibethinus, 1130 nucleotides long. The record is from RefSeq and is a predicted model, not a curated record. Lineage: Eukaryota; Viridiplantae; Streptophyta; Magnoliopsida; Malvales; Malvaceae.
GAGACUGUAAUUACGAACAAAAACCGAACACCGAAGAGCUGCAGCUUCCACGUUUCCUUUCAUGCACCAGAGUCACAACUGAAACCAGAACUUCCCCUGUAGGUGACUCACUGUACCACCACCGCUUCCAUUCACUCCACGCCACCUCGGCCCUCCGUACACGUCAUGUACUCCCCCACGUGUGCAUGUUCACUGACCUCUUGGAAGCAACACCAAAAGCUGUUCUGGACUUGAUGGAUAUAGGUGGACUCAGUCUUUUCCAUGUUAAGAGUCACCUGCAAAAGUAUAGACUGGGCAAAUUUUCAGUGAAGGAGUGGCAGGACACAGCCAAAAACGUUUCUCAAGUUGUGGGAGGUUCACGCAGUGUUAAUUCUUUGAACUCAGUACCAUCCCGCACUAAUGCAUAUAACAGGGAUCAUAAAGCUAAAAGAAGUCCAAAACCGCAAAAGGAAAUUCAUGGAAAACUGUAUCUGCAGAUUGAGGCUGAGAAGCAUAUUCAGAGGUGUCUGGAUGCACAAAGGAGGUACCUGGACUCUGCACUGGACCGCACAUGCAAGAAGCUUGCUGAUCAAUAUUUACGCGAUGCAGCCAAGGAAAAUGCAAUUCUGUAUGGGCAAGCCUCUACUAAUUUAGGAACUUUCACAACAUUAUCUGGCCCAUCUGAUUUAGGAACCAUGGCCACAAUGCCGCAGUUUUAUUUCAACCAGCAGAAUGCAUAUCCUACAUAUGACACACUGCCAACCCAAGCCAAUCUAGGCCUUAAAGAGGUACCUUUUCGUUAUCAGCCCCAAACCCCUCUAUACCCUGCACCUGAAGACUUCUCAUCAACUUCAUACGGUUAUUCUGCAAGUUCAUAUCAAGAAACUUUGCCAGCACUUUCUGGCAAUGGGAAGAAAAGGGUCCAGCCUGUUGAUGAGGACCCGAUAGAAGCCUUUUUGAAUUGGGAUGAUAAUGAACCAAAGAUCGUGGAUGCUGGCUUUGGCUGUAACUACGGUAUGUUUCAAGGGUUUCCUGGCACCUUUUAAGUAAAACUAUGUAAAGACCAAAGCUACUUUGAGUUUUAAGUUUCAAGACUUUCCAUCCUUGCAUAAGACUAGUAUUUCUGUAACUCUUCCUGUGUGUCGGCAAAU